Symbiodinium natans is the source of this 3189-nucleotide messenger RNA. The record is from the annotation of a GenBank genome assembly. NCBI's taxonomy places the organism in Eukaryota, Dinophyceae, Suessiales, Symbiodiniaceae.
AUGGCUGCACAGGCUGUCUCUCCCCUGCCCGAGAUGUUGCCAGAGGAUGUGGUUGACCACGAAGUGACCUCUUGCGAGAGGUUUGUCGCGGUCAAUCGGUGGCGGUACACUUAUCCUGGUGCUCUGGUUGAGUGUGAUGAAGGCGCCGCCUCCAUCGAAACUAUUGGCAGGUCGGCAAAGCGACUUCGCUUGUGGAAGGAGUCUGAUCCAAAGUUUGACAUGUCUGACGUUGCUGACUCUAUCGACGUGCCAAUAAGAUCCGAUGGAGUUGUGGAGAAGCAAAGGGUGAGGUCGUACCUUUGCGGAUGUCUUCGAGCCUUGCCGCAGGACCUCGCGCUGGUGUACUGUCUCCAUUCUGAGGAGGCCGAGGAGGCAGUGCGUAUUUGCAUCUUCUCAAGCCAGGCAUUUCUGCUCGUUGACCAGCUGGUGGAGGUGGACGUGGGCGAAAUUGAGAGCUGUGGGCAACUUUGCCGACGGAUGUGGACCCCACGUUCAAAGUGGAGGUCCGCAUUCGAACAAGUAGCUGCAAGGUUAGAGGGCACGCUGCAGUCAGUGCGGGAGUUUGACCGUCUAGUGUUUGUUGUUAGUGGGGCUCUGGCUGACGUGCCAAUGCACGCCUUGCCUCUGUGCGGAAAGGAGCCUCUUUUCCUGUCAAAGAUUGUGACUUAUGCCAACUCCUUGGUCGAGAUGUCGAUUCAGCCGAAGCCAAGUUUGAAGUCGCCUCAUAAGAAGGCAACGGCCAUCAUCUCCAACCCAACCGCUGCAAGGGCUCCUGGUGACUCCGAUGAUAUGCCCGAUCUGCCUUUUGCAGAUUGUGAGGCAUCCACAGUCGCUGAGCAGCUGUCAAGUCCCUUUGUAGCGUUGAGCGGGGCAUCGGCGUCGCUUCGUCAGGUGGCAGGUCUCUCACGUGUCAUGGAUCAGCUAGUGACGACUCUCAACUUGCACCUCUGCCUUCACUUUCACUGCGACGAGCAGAGCUCGGACAACUCGGCCUUUCUCUUGGCACAUGGUGAUGCGCUUCCUGUGUCGAGGUUCGCUGCAGCCUUUCCGGAGUUCAUCGACACAGUGUUCCUUUCUGGAUGCAACACGGGAGCUUUCUCGACGCAGGCCUGCCGGGAGGGGAGCAUUGUGGUGCGCUCAAUCUCAGGAGCCCGUGCCGCGAGAGUUGUUUGCACUGGUUGGCCAGUUGGCGAUGCUUGUGCCUUGCUGGUCGCCCAGAAGUUCUAUGCUGAGCUCAACGCUGGCACAGAUGCUGCAAAAGCCUUGCAGCGUGCGCAAGCUGCCAUCGCCCCGUUGCGCGCGAAGGAUGUCAAGGACAUGGCCACUGCUUUGGCAAGUGCUGAAGACAUGCUUCGCUUGCGCGGAUCCAUCCACGAACAGGUAAGGGGGUUGGAAUGUCUCGAAGCUACAGCCGACGCAGAACCAAUGGGCAGCAGCAUCAACCUGCCACCUUUCUGGUGGGCAUGCCACCGCCUCUACAUGAACGUGCUCGAAGAGGUUGAAUCUUCGUUGGAUGAGGCAGUGAGCCCCGCGUCUGCUGAAUCUGAUAACGGUGGGCUAUCGCAUGCCGGCAGUGCCAGUCUGCAAGGUGCCGAAACUUCCAGCGAAGAUGCUGCAGCCGGAUCUGGCGACGAUGAGGCAUCGCGUACUGGCAGUGCUGGCAGUUCGGUGACAUUCAUGCGCCAUGGUAACCUUUUCAAUUCCGACAACGACAGCGAUGAGGAGGAGUCCAAUGCGUACUUGGACAUGCCGUUGCCACAAGUGGCUCAAGAAGUUCACAGGGGUUGUUCUUGGCAGCCGCUCGUUGUCGAAGCUGUUCCCAAUGAGUGCGGAGGUGGCUAUGUUGUUCUGGACAAGGCGGAAAAGGCCCUUGUUUUCUGGGACACUUGCCAUGAGAAGGUCUGCUCAAGUAAGCCUAGCGAGCUGGCUGAAUGUGAUUUCAGCUGGGUUGACCUGGCCAUCGAUUGUGACGAACGUUCAAGUAGCAGUCUCUGCUGCUUGGUGCUGACGUACUUCGAGAUCCUUUCAUUCAGCAAGCACCGGAACACACUUACCUUGUUGUGGAAUCUGAAGACAAGUUCACAGUUCUGCUCAUUGGCGUUGAUGCCCUCUAGUGAUGCCUUGUUCUACACCGAGUUUAAGCAGAAACAACACGUUGUUGCUGACGCAUGCCUUCACGUCGUGCAGAAGCAGACCGGGCAUGCCAUCGGCAAGUCCUUCAAUGCUGCCCAAGCUUCCUUUCCUUGGAGCGCGGAGAGGUUUGCCGUGCUUCGGUCAAAAGAAUUUCAGGAUGAUCUAUUGCUGUGUUGCGAAGUCUCUGAGGACAGGUUGACUGCCAUGAGCUUGUCAACCGGCGAGCGUGUGCGAAGUCUGACGCUGUCUGGCGCCGACAUCAACGACGUGAAGGUCGUUGAUCCUGAUCAGGAAGAGUUCGUUGUAGGUGGACGUCUCAUCAUCGUCUGCAACGUGGCGAUGGAUGUCAUUCAAGUUGUUUGGCCCCUGGCCCCAUUGCAUCGCUUCAGCUUCAUACCCAGCAUGAACUCGAUAGUAGCAUCCCCCGGUCGUGCGGAGCUUUCGGAUGACGAGCUCGCAGGUCUUUUGGGACCCUCGUCUUUCGCGCCUUCAUCUCGCGACUUCGGCACGUGCCUGCUAUUGUGGGACUACGCCAAGCUGAAGCUCGGCAGCGGAGCGAUCGGCUUCGAUGGGAGCUCAAGAGGCAGGCCCAAGCCCAGCACAGUCACGGUACCAAAGGCAGUGGUGCCUCCUUUCGGACGCUUCCCUUACGAAAAGUUGUUGGUGGUGAGCUCGAUGACGCGAUCCGUGCUGGAUUGGUGUGUGAAAACAAGCACGUCUCGGUUGGAUCGGGCAGACCUUCUAAGAGCAGCUCUGCCAGGUGGAUGUGGUGGCCUGAAGGAUGAAGCGAUUGCAAAGCAUUUGGAGGCUGGAUUGGGCUUCCCAGCCGCAUUGCAGUCCGAGCUUUCCGUUGAGGAGAUCGGGGGGGUUGCUGAGAGGGUUGGCUUCGAUUGUGCUAUGGUGGCAGCGGUCCGGCAGGCAGAGCCAGAGCUUCUGUGUGAGGGUAUCAGGGUGUUCGUACGCCGUGGGUUGUCUGCGGCCAAAGAGUUCAUCGAGGCUGCGCAGAGUCGCGAGCAAGCUGCCGAGAGCAUUGAUCACUCCUACGGCGGCGCAUGA